Molecule: messenger RNA, 1862 nt
Organism: Nicotiana tabacum (common tobacco)
Lineage: Eukaryota; Viridiplantae; Streptophyta; Magnoliopsida; Solanales; Solanaceae
Molecular function (GO): nucleotidase activity
Source: RefSeq, a predicted model, not a curated record
GUUGUUCCAUUGGUUCUUAAUGAGUUCGUGUAGCUAACGCGUUUCAAUGAGAAUGAGAAUUGCUGUAAUAGUUUUUAUAGGCGUCAAUUUCAUAACUGUUCCUUCAGUCCUUUCCUUCCUCACGGUACCCCAUUGACGAAACAAACCCAUAUCCUCUCUCUCUCUUCUUUCUCUCUCUAAACACCGCCGUUGGGGACAGGUAUAUCCAUUGUUGAAAACUGCUCUCUAGGGUUUUGAAUUUCCCCAUUCCUGUAGCUAAAAAAACCGGUUCCCUUUUCAUUUCCUUGUAAUCAUCAUCUUCAUCAUCUAUUGGAAAAAAUGACGACUUCUGCGGUGAAGAACAAUUUUUUGCCACCGGGCCUGGUAUCCAAUCUUCAGGAAGUUCUUCUCAACAGAAAAGGUGGGGUCCAGGAUCAGCAAUCGAAGCCCAAUAAUAACGAUGAACCUGCGGCCCAGCCUUCUUCUUCUGACUCGGUUUCCGGUGAUGCAACUGACACCGAGAGCACGAAACACGUUGUAUUGGUGACAAACGCUGAUGGGAUUGAAUCUCCUGGGCUGACGUGUCUUGUUGAUGCUCUUGUUCGUCAAGGCCUCUGUAAUGUUAACGUCUGCGCUCCCCAAUCAGAUAAAUCGGUGGCGGGCCACUCUGUUACUCUUAAAGAAACCGUUGCAGUUACUCCUACGGACGUUCAUGGUGCUACUGCUUAUGAAGUAUCUGGGACUCCCGUAGAUUGUGUGUCAUUAGCCUUGUCUGGGGCUCUGUUUUCCUGGUCGAAGCCGGUCCUGGUUAUAAGUGGAAUCAACAGGGGCUCAAGUUGUGGCCAUCAUAUGUUUUACUCGGGUGUCGUAGCUGGUGCGAGGGAGGCAAUGUUUAAUGGCGUGCCGUCCAUAUCGAUAUCACUUGACUGGAGGAAUGAUGAAAGUCAAGAAAGUGAUUUCAAGGAUGCCGUGAGUGUUUGUUUACCGUUGAUAAGUGCAGCCAUCAGAGAUAUUAAAAAGGGAGCUUUUCCAAAAUUUUGCUUGUUGCAUAUUGGACUUCCGAAAUCUCCUCUGACAAACAAGGGAUUCAAAUUGACCAAGCAAAGUCUCUGGAGCUCUAGGCUUUGCUGGCAAGCUAGUUCAUCAACCAGAAAUCUUGCUGCUGGGCGUUUUCUUCCAAGUCAGCAAAGCCUCGGGAUGCAGCUUGCGCAACUAGGUCGAGAUGCUUCUGCGGCAGGUGCUGCUCGCAAAUUAGCUACACAAAGAAAGAAUAUAGAGGUUGUUGAAUCUGUUGGUGUAGCAGGGAAAUCUGAUCCCGAUAGGAAAGUCAAGUACUUCAGAUUGGAGUUGCUUGACAAGAAGCAAGAAGAAGAAGAUGAGGAUUUAGAUUUUAGAGCUCUUGAAAAUGGAUUUGUGGCAAUCACUCCAGUCUCUCUUGUGAUGCAUGUGGAAACAGACGUUCACGCAGCUGCAUCAGAAUGGAUUUCUUCUGCAUUAGAAGUGGAACAAUGAAAGCAUGAGCCAUUCUUCUGUACUUUUUGUACAUCUUAAGAUGAUUUUUGUUCUAGUCAUCUUGCAUAAUUUACAUGGGCCAUAUUUGUGAUGCCUUAAUUAUUUAUUUGUUUUAGUUUAUCUCAUCAACCUUUUGAUUUGUGUCGUGAAGCUAAUGCUUCCUGCUGUUGAUUUAAAAGGCCAGCAUUGUUGUAAAGUUCCAUAUUUUUUUGCUUGGUACCACAAAAUUGUGUUUUAGGUUGGUUUUAUUGGGCAAAUUGUUAGGCAGGAUGGUUGGGAUCUUCUUUUCACCUUGUAAACUGGAAACAGCCAGAUGAAAUAUAGUGGAAUGUUGUCAUCUGUUUGUAAUGGAGUUGAGUGCCUUCUUUCAA